Molecule: messenger RNA, 2993 nt
Organism: Nothobranchius furzeri (turquoise killifish)
Lineage: Eukaryota; Metazoa; Chordata; Actinopteri; Cyprinodontiformes; Nothobranchiidae
Product: protocadherin alpha-C2
Biological process (GO): homophilic cell-cell adhesion
Cellular component (GO): plasma membrane
Molecular function (GO): calcium ion binding
Source: RefSeq, a predicted model, not a curated record
AGUUCAGGUUCUUAAAGCUGAGGCAGGCUUCCGAAGUCAUUUCACCAUCAUUGUGGAAGCAGCGAACAGCUCCGCGGUGCUGAAACGACGCUCGGACUGAAUAGCAGGGUUUUUAUUAUUUUUUAUUUUUUCCUGUUUGGGCACAUUUAAACUUAUCUGGCUAGAUUGUGGAUCCAGCCACGUGCAUACAAUUACAGUCUUUCAGAUGCCUUCUUUUUAAUCAUUUUAAAUCCUUCCAUGCUGUCUGCUGCUCAACAAUGGCUUAUGUUGUAACAAGGCGCUCCGAUCAAAGGUACGUGCUGCUCAUCAUUCUUUUAGCCCUCGUUCACCACCUAUCAGCCGCAGGGACACAUUACUCUAUACCCGAGGAGAUGAAAGAAGGAUCGGUCGUGGCUAACCUCGCUACUGAUCUCGGUCUGGACGUCACAACACUGACAAAGAGAAAACUGCGCCUCGAUGUAAUCUCUAACAAGAAAUAUCUGGAUGUGAACAAAGAGACUGGGGAGCUGUACGUUGUUGAGAAGAUCGACAGAGAACAGAUUUGCCCCACAAAAUCAUCAGUCUCGUGCUAUCUCCGGCUGGAAAUAACGCUAGAAAACCCCGUGAGAAUGUUUAACAUUGAGGUAGAGAUAUUGGACAUAAAUGACAACGCCCCGCAGUUCCGGAGAGACGUCAUUCAUUUAGACAUUUCUGAAGCGACACCGAGAGGAGAGAGGUUUUCUCUCAGCAAUGCGGUUGAUCCUGAUGUGGGAUCUAAUUCAGUGAAGACAUACCAUCUAAGUGAAAGUGAAUAUUUUAAUAUAGAAGUACAAACUGGACGAGACGGGUCUAAAUUUUCCGAUUUGAUUCUCAUAAAAACGCUAGACCGGGAGCAGCAGUCCGUUCAUAAUUUAAUUCUGACAGCGGUAGAUGGGGGAACACCUGCUCGUUCUGGCACAGCCAGUGUUAUUGUUCGUGUUCUAGAUACUAAUGAUAAUUCACCCACGUUUGAAACAAACAGUUUAACUGUUAAAAUCCUGGAGAAUUCACCAAUAGGAAGCCUUGUUAUUGAUCUGAGUGCCACAGAUUUAGAUGAAGGAUCCAACUCUGACGUCACAUAUUCAUAUAGUUUAUAUACAUCAGAGAAAACACAGGAGACGUUUAAUCUGAAUCCAACCUCAGGAGAAAUUACUGUUAAAGGAAUGUUGAACUAUGAGGAUUUCAGGAUUUAUGACAUGGAGGUGAUAGCAACAGACAAAGGAGCCAACAGCUUAUCAGGACAAUGUACCAUCAAGAUUCUAGUAGAAGACAUGAAUGACAACCACCCGGAGAUUUCUAUUAAAUCCUUCCAGAGUCCAGUGAGUGAAAACAUCAAGUUAGACACGGUGAUAGCUGUAGUUAGUGUGAGUGAUAAAGACUCAGGGGACAAUGGACUGGUUGAUCUUCAUAUUCCAGACAACAUGCCUUUCAAACUGAGGGAGUCCUCUGAUAAUUAUUAUGAGUUAGUGGUGUCAGAGCCAUUAGACCGAGAGAAGGUCCCAGAGUAUGACAUCACUUUCACUGUGACAGACAGAGGUUCUCCUCCUUUAUCUGACAAUGAAACAAUGACUUUAGAGCUGCUGGAUGUUAAUGACAAUGUUCCCCAGUUCCCCCAGUCUUUUUAUACCAUACGUGUGAUGGAGAAUAACGCCCCCGGGGCCUUGCUCAGCUCCCUCACUGCCUUUGACCCUGACCUCCAUGAGAACCAGUAUCUAGUGUAUUUCAUCCUGGAGAAGGAGAUCGCCAACACCUCCAUGUCCAUGUUGUUCUCCAUCAACCCAGAGAACGGGAACCUUUAUGCACUGAAGACCUUUGACUAUGAGAUAGAGAAGGACUUUGUUUUCCACAUCGAGGCCAGAGACUCUGGUUCUCCUCCUCUCAGCAGUAACGUGACCGUCCACAUCUUUAUUGUGGACCAGAAUGACAACGCUCCAUCUAUCGUGUCUCCGUGGUGUGAGCGUGGCUCAGUGGUGGAGGAGAAGAUCCCCAGAUCCACUGACAAAGGCUCUCUGGUUGCCAAGGUGAUAGCCUUGGACAAGGACUCUGUGCACAACUCUCGGAUCACCUACCAGUUCCUGCAGCUGGCUGACGCCUCCUUGUUCAGUCUGGACCAGUACAACGGAGAGAUCCGGACCAUGAGGAUGUUCAGUUACAAAGACCCGCGCCACCACAGGCUGGUUGUUGUUGCCAAGGACAACGGGGAGCCCGCUCUGUCUGCUACAGUCACCAUCAAGCUGCUGACAGUGGAGACUGCUGUGAAGGCCUACUCUGACAUGACUGAGAUGUCUCUGGAAUACGACAUCUUCUCAGACAUCAACCUGUAUUUGGUGAUCGGUCUGGGCUCGGUGUCCUUUCUGCUGCUGAUCACCAUACUGGUGACCAUCGUGCUGAAGUGUCAGAAGGUGAAACCCAGCAAAUCGGCUCCUCCCAGCAGGAACAGCGUGAUCAGUGAGAGGAACUCCACCAUCGCAGACUCCACUCUGGUGUCCAACGAUGCCUACUGGUACAGUCUGUUUCUAGCAGAGACCAGGAAAGGAAAGCUGGUGGUCAGACAGCCUGUGCCAAAGGGCUCCAGAUACAUCGUGUCCAGCAUCCCCAGAGGGACAGGACUGUCAGAGACCAGCGACUCAGCAGCUUCCACUCUGCAGGUAUGACAUUGGUGAAGAUUAGUUUAAAUGUAUUUGUAUAUCUUUUGGAAAUACAUCAUGGCAGCUUAACUCCCUUAUUUAAUUAUUUCUUUCGUCACGUAUAGUUUUUUCCUUAAUGGCAAGUUUGGAGUGACUUUUGAACAGAAAAAUACACACCAAAGCAAACAAAUCAGCUUACUCAUGAAACCCCAAAUCAAGUAAGAAUUUAAAAUUAUUUGAAAAGAAGAAAUCAUACAGAAUAAUCCUCUAAUCAAAACAGCAUACAUUUAAUCAAAACAAAACUGAAAUAAAUUUGAAUCAAGUGCAAUUUAAUCUUAACUCUCCUGG